GCUCAGUUGCAUUUGAACACGGUAACGGUGUGGUAACGGCUCGCAGUUCAAGUAGCCAGUACCCCAAGCGGACCUUUCGGAAUGUGUGGUAUACUUUGCAUCUUCCGUGGCCAGCAGUGCAACAAACACGAUGCCACCAACGGUUGUGAGGAGAAGCACCUGGACUGUAGGAGUCUCCGCGAGAUCGCUUUCCAGGCGUCCAGUAAACAGCGUCACCGUGGUCCAGACCAUACCGGAGUGCUGAUCGACGAGGAGGAACAGUUCGCCCUCGUCCAGGAACGGCUCUCGGUGAUCGGUGUGAAAACGGGCAACCAACCUUUCACGUCCACCGACGGAACGGUGCAUCUGGCGGCCAACGGAGAGAUUUACAACUUUCGCCAGAUGGCAUCGGCGAUCGGCGAGAACCGUGAUGCCGGGUACGAGCCACGAAGUGACUGUGACGUACUCGGAGCGUACUAUGAACGCUUCGGACCGGAAGCAUUGCUCACGACGGUCCGAGGAAUGUUUGCCUUUGUGUUGUACGAUCGGAAGGUGGAACGAUUACUGGUGGCCCGGGAUCCAGUUGGUAUUAUCCCACUGUACGUUGGAUGGGACGCUGGAGGUGCGCUAUGGUUCGCUAGUGAGAUGAAGUGUCUUGUGGAGCACUGUCGCGAGGUGCAAGUGUUCCCUCCAGGACAUUUCUUCUACGGUCGCCCGGAGGAAUACAAUCCGAAGCGCUACUACAAUCCUUCGUGGAUCAAAGAGAUACCAAGCAAUCCUGUGGACUUGCAAGAGCUCCGUGACCGGCUGGAGGCAGCCGUCGAAUCCCAUCUGCAGUGUGAGGUCCCAAUGGGUGCGCUAUUGAGCGGUGGUCUCGAUUCCAGUCUCAUAGCGGCAAUUACCGCCCGGAAGCUACACGAUCGUUCCGCAAAACGCCUAAAAACGUACAGCAUUGGACUACCGGGAGCCAGCACCGAUCACCAUUAUGCUCGCCUCGUAGCGAACCAUAUCGGCAGCGAUCACACGGAGAUCCAUUUCACUGUGGCCGAGGGACUGGAUUACAUCCGCGAUGCAGUCUAUCAUUCAGAGACCUACGAUGUAACGACGAUCCGGUGCAUUGUCCCGGUGAUGCUACUGGCACGCUACAUCCGCAGUGAAGGACUCAAGAUGGUACUGUCCGGUGAGGGUGCCGAUGAGCUGUUUGGUGGUUAUCUUUACUUCCACCGGGCACCAACGGCCACCGAGUUCCACCACGAAACGGUACGUCGCGUCCAGGGACUUCAUCUGUCGGAUUGUCUCCGGGCGAACAAAGGAUGUGCUGCGUGGGGUCUUGAGCUACGUGUACCGUUCCUGGAUACGGACUUUAUACAGCACGUCAUGUCGAUCCGUCCGGAAGAUCGAGCACCGGGUGAGGGAAGGCUGGAGAAGUACAUCCUUCGACAAGCGUUCGCCGACGGGGACUACCUACCGGCGGAGGUGCUCUGGCGUCAGAAGGAACAGUUUUCGGAUGGUGUUGGAUAUUCGUGGAUCGACACGGUGUCACAGUGGGCCACAGGGCGGGUUAGCGAUGAAGAGUUCUCACAGGCGGCCACUCGUUUCCCGUUCGCUACACCCAGUACCAAGGAAGCAUUUUACUAUCGGAAGCUGUUUGAGGAACGCUUUGGUGGCGCCAGUGCCGCCCGGACAGUUCAACGGUGGAUUCCACGUACGGAUUGGGGCUGUGCGGAGGAUCCAUCCGGUAGAAAGCAGGACGUACACCGUGGUGUUAAGGAUCGUGAUGAAGGUUCAAAAUAAUAGAAGAAGGGGGAUCGUAUUUCUGUGUAUUUGAAUGCCUUUUAAACAAAAGACAAUUGAAACUGAUAGAUCUGGCACAGAUCAGAUCUACUCUCACUUUAUGGGAAUAAAAAGCCGCAGUAAACAGCAACACCAUGAUUGAGUUAUGACUCAAUUAACCGUUCAAAAUGUAAUUAUAGGCUCACCACUCAUCAUUAACCACUUAAACGCUGCAGCCGCUGCCAUGUCCGCUGCCAGCGCAUAAAGGGAUACCACUUGCCCUGAAUUCCUCCGCUCUUCUGUGAUCGCACGCUCGAUUAGCUUCAUCUAAACGAGCCAACAGGGCGAGAGCUGCGGUGCCUAGUUGUUUCAA
This is a messenger RNA of Anopheles aquasalis, 2125 nucleotides long. RefSeq names its product asparagine synthetase (gene AsnS). Gene Ontology annotation, cellular component: cytosol. Lineage: Eukaryota; Metazoa; Arthropoda; Insecta; Diptera; Culicidae. Gene Ontology annotation, molecular function: asparagine synthase (glutamine-hydrolyzing) activity. The record is from RefSeq and is a predicted model, not a curated record.